CGAAACAUGAAAUAAAUAUCUGCCAAAGUAUUCGAUAAUGCUGGAACAGUAAACCAUACCCGAUUCAACGAUGAAGAGCUUCGGCUGCUUGGUUCUGCUGUCGUUUGCAAUCUGUUGCAGUGCUCAUGUGGCUGGUGAUAGAGGACGGGAUCGCCAUCGGGAUAGAGUUCACCCAGAUCAACGGCGUGGUCCCAAACGAAAUGGCGUAACCUUCGCGACAAAGCCUUCGACUCAAGUCGGGGAACGACUGAAGCACUACAAGAGGGGUGUAAACAAAACCCGCCCAUUCGAAGCCGGAUUUGGAACAUACUUUGAGUUCGAUCUGAUGGUCGAGGACCUGGUCGAGGCUAACGCAAUUCUAAUGGGAAGCUAUACCUAUAUCCGGUGGCCCGAUGCAGUUGUUCCAUACGAGAUCAUUGGCACAUUCACUAGCAGUGAGUUGACAAACAUCCAAUGGACUAUCAAUCAUUAUGCGGAGAACACUUGUGUCAGGUUUGUCCCACGUACUACGGAGGAGUACUACAUUCGGAUCAAUAACAGUGCAACGGGAUGCUGGUCAUAUGUAGGACGACAUUUGAAUAAUGACUACAAUUUGGUGAAUCUUCAAAAUCCAUCCUGCAUGGAAACUGGUACAGUAACUCAUGAGUUUAUGCACGCUCUUGGAUUCUAUCAUGAGUUCACCCGCCCGGAUCGUGAUGAUUGGGUCAGCAUUGAUUCAGGAGCACUUGCGACCCAGUAUCAGACAGAAAGUUUUAUGAACGCAAAUUUUGGUAAAAAAUCGGCUGAUCAAGUUGAGCUAUACGGUAUCGAGUAUUCGUACGGUAGCGUAAUGCAUUAUUCGAAAUGGGGAGGAGCUGUUAGUUAUAGCCGUCCGGUGAUGAAUAACCUCAAACCUUGGCCUUACAAUGAUUUUGGCAACGACACCGGAUUAUCGCUCUCAGAUAUCAAGGCAGUGAACUAUAUGUACUGCAAUUCUACAACAAUUACAACUACUCAGGCUCCGGCAACAACAACGACAACAGCUCCAACAACGACUACCAACGCUCCGACAACAACCACUGCUGCUCCAACAACAACAACAAAGGCCCCUACGACCACGACAACAGCUCCAACGACGACUACAACAUCCACUGCUGCUCCAACAACAACUACAAAGGCCCCUACAACAACUACAACGGCUGCAACAACAACAACCACUGUAGCUGCCACAACGACAACAAAAGCUCCUACUACCACUACAACAACGAAGGCCCCGACAACAACUACUACAACAUCAACAACAACAACUACCCAGGCUCCAACAACCACAACCAAUGCUCCUUCAAUUACAACUACGGCAGCUCCUCCCAAAAAUUGCAAAUGUUGGAUCGCGGCUCUGCAGAUAUGCGCUUGGUAUUGAUUAGUUUCUAAAUAAUGGAAACAACCAAAAUUUUUCAUG
Messenger RNA from Armigeres subalbatus, 1438 nucleotides. RefSeq names its product zinc metalloproteinase nas-14-like. The record is from RefSeq and is a predicted model, not a curated record. Gene Ontology annotation, biological process: proteolysis. Bases 71 to 1399 code for a protein of 442 amino acids. The transcript is spliced from 6 exons. NCBI's taxonomy places the organism in Eukaryota, Metazoa, Arthropoda, Insecta, Diptera, Culicidae. Gene Ontology annotation, molecular function: metalloendopeptidase activity; zinc ion binding.